Messenger RNA from Rana temporaria (common frog), 5370 nucleotides. RefSeq lists its product as uncharacterized. NCBI's taxonomy places the organism in Eukaryota, Metazoa, Chordata, Amphibia, Anura, Ranidae. The record is from RefSeq and is a predicted model, not a curated record. The transcript is spliced from 2 exons. The coding region runs from base 643 to 5163 and encodes 1506 amino acids.
UUAAAGUCAUCAUUCAACCUGCUGCAUACAUCCUUACAGACUGGGUCUACAAGAAGCUUGUCACAGGUACAACCGAUGCUGAUACAGAACAGUAAAUUUCCAGAAGAAUCCAUCACACAGCUAUCUCUGCAGCUUCAGAAACGUGAGUAACCACAUGUGUGUGUGAAGAACAAACAUCCUAACACAGGAUACCAUCUGCAGGCUGUGCACUGAGAGUUAGGCCUGUGUGCCACUGCUGCAGCCACCAGAAGCAUUACUCUGUGUAUGAAGCCAGCCUUCUACUGAAUGCUCCAUAACUGUUCACUGCCACGGACUUUUGCCUUUAUUGGAGAGCAAUAAGUACCUUUUGAACUGCUCAAAGACUGUAUCAUAGCUUCAUCAAGUCCCUAGGAUUUAUCAUUGUCAAGCUGUUUUUGGUUGUGAAUCCAAUACCUGAAUCUACUGAAAUAACUGUGUAUUCCUGCCUGUAUAAAGUGAUAGUGAACUGUGCAGUGAGCUGAGCCAUCCAGUCUGAAACAGUUGCUGCACUAGAUGUCACAAGUAUCCAGCUCCUCAGUUCAAUCUGCCUAAUAUCAGAAGUCACUACAGAGCUCAGCUCUGGCAGAUUUGUAACAAGACACCAAAACUACAGCACUUGUCAUUAUGUCUGAUAGAGAUCCCACAGAGUCACCUGCAUUUAACCAAGAUAAAGCAGACUCCUUACUUCAUUCUGCUCGUCCCGCUAGAGGCCCUCAUCCAUCCUUGAAGGCAAGAGAGGUUUAUGAAGAAAGUAAGGAAGAAACAUCUAGUAACCUGACUGCAUUAUGGCAUAAGACUUUAAGUUGUAAAAAAAACGCUAAUGAAACUAGCAACAAUCCUGAGCAAUUGAACACUGCUCUCUCAAGGGUUAAGAAGGCAUUUGAGAAUUAUAAAAGACUUUCUGAAAAGUUCUAUUCCCUAUUGUCACAUUCCAGCAUGGAGGAAGCCGCAGUGGAAUUAAAGGACUUUACUUCUACUGACCAGCAGAGGCAUAGCACAUAUCUUGAAGCAAAGGCACAGAUAGAAGGUAGAUUAGCACAGCUACAUGAAACUACUUCCUGUAAAUCUGCUUCUUCCAGACACUCAGGAAAAUCUUCUAGAUCUGCCCGCUCCUAUCAUAAAUCCUCUUCUAAGUCACUGCGGUCCUGCUCUGUAAGGUCAACACUGAGUGACCAAAUAGUCAAAGCUCGCCAGAAGGUCGCAGCAGCCCAGGUUCAAGCCGCCUGCUCUGAAAGAGAAGCAGCCAUCAAAGCUCAGCUAGAAAUCCUUCAGAAGAGUAAAGAAAAGGAAGUAGCAUUGGCGGAAUUAUCUGUCUUGGAACAAGCCCUAUUGGAAGAAGAAGAAGCAGCUUGUCCCAGCUUGGCUGCUUGUCAAGACCCCAUUGAAAGGACCCUACAGUUCGUCUUAAGCCAGAACCACGACAUCACAGUCCCACCUACAGUUGGAGAUUUUUCUCAUAAUCAUCCAGCAUGUGGACCAGAAGGCAACGUGUCACAAAAUCAAGCUGGUCAACUAGACACACCUGCUAACAGAGACACUCCGCAACUACCGCAUGUCACAAAAUCAAGUGAGUCAACCUACGCGGCUCACGUGCCACCCUAUGCGAAUAGAGAUUACAAGGGUACAGCAAAAGACUACAAGAUGAACUCUAUGACCCCUGUGAUACAGUUCUCUUCAACUUCAAAUGCUCAGAGACCUUCAGACAUCAGACCCUUACCUAGAUUGAACCCAUCUGCAACACUUUUCGCUCCACCAACCAGCCAACUUCAGAUACCAACCAUGGCUCAAGUCGGCGCACCAUCAGUAUCCCCGGUGGCUAUAAAAACUGAAGGCAUCAACGCUACGGAGCUCAGCAAGAGUAUGGCUUUACAAGAAUUGAUCACAACUGGACUGUAUAAAUUUGAUGACCGCCCAGAGAACUACAGGAGUUGGAGAUCUACAUUUAAGGCGGUAAUCAAGAGCUUGCCCGUUGAACCUCAAGCAGAACUCGAUUUACUAAUAAAGUAUUCGGGGCGACAAUCUUCAGAACAAGUAAAGAGACUUAAAUCUGUUUACAUCUAUAACUUUAACGCAGGCCUUGAUGCUGCCUGGGAACGUCUAGAUCAAGACUAUGGGAGUCCCGAAGUCAUUGAAUCUGCCUUAUUCCAGAGACUAAACGACUUUCCUAAGAUCUCUGUUAAGGACAAUCAUAAGCUUAGAGAGUUAGGCGACCUCCUUCAUGAACUUGAAAUUGCUAAGCUAGAUCCUAGUUUACCAGGUCUUAGCUAUUUAGACACUGCUCAGGGCGUGAACCCUAUUGUAGCAAGGUUGCCUAGUUAUCUUCAGGGAAAGUGGACUAGUGUAGGAUCAAAAUAUAAGUAUGAACAUCAUGUUUCCUUCCCUCCCUUUUCUUAUUUUGCAGAGUUCGUGCGGAAGGUUGCAAAAUCCAAGAAUGACCCAAGCUUCUUCUAUCCAGAUACAACCACCACUCCUUUAACCACUUCAAGGGGUAUUGCCACCAACAGUAAAUUCAAGGAUUUAAAGUAUCCUAUUGCCGUGAGGAAGACAGAGGUAGCAUCCAACGUCUUGGCUACAGGCAUAAAGGCAAGCAAUCUUAAUCAACAGUGUCCUAUCCAUAAUGCGCCACAUUCUCUCUCCAAAUGCCGUGCAUUUAAGGACAAGCCUAUUGAAGAACGCAAGUCAUUUCUCAAAGAGCAUAAUAUCUGUUUCAAGUGUUGUGCAUCCUCCGAUCAUUUAGCAAGAGACUGUAAGAUCACCAUCAGAUGUUCUCUGUGCAACAGUGCCAAACAUGUGGACGCUCUUCAUUCAGACCUGUUCAAAAGGAAACCUUCACCCGGCAGCAACCCCAAGCCUACAUCAGAUGAUGGCGGGGAGAGAACUGAGCAACACGCCAACCCCGUAACCACAAGGUGUACAGAGGUAUGUGGAGAAGGGCUUCAUAGCAAGUCUUGUAGCAAGAUAUGUCUUGUAAGGGUUUUUCCUGAAGGAUGCCCACAAAAUUCCAUAAAAAUGUAUGCCAUACUCGAUGAUCAGAGCAAUCGCUCAUUGGCCAGUCCAGAAUUCUUUGACCUAUUCAACAUUCAUGGAGAGGCCUGGUCCUAUACCUUGCAGACAUGUGCAGGAAAGAUCAAUACUUCUGGAAGAAGAGCCCAUGGCUUCAUAGUGGCAUCAGAAUAUGAGGACAUAGAGUUUCCUCUUCCAACUCUAAUCGAAUGUGAUCAGCUACCGAACAACAGAGAAGAAAUCCCCACACCAGAGGCUGCACGUCAUUACCCCCAUUUAAGCCACAUUGCUGACUACAUUCCACCACUUAACAAGGAUGUUAAGAUCUUGAUUCUACUAGGGAGAGACGUUCCUAGAGUCCAUAAAAUAAGAGAGUUAUGUAACGGUCCAGACGAUGCUCCUCAGGCCCAGAAACUUGAUCUUGGAUGGGUGAUAAUAGGAGAAGUCUGUUUAGACCAAUCUCACAAGCUCUUGGAUGUAGCUUCCUACAAAACCAAUGUUGUCUAUCGGUCAAUGAAAUGUCCAUCGCAUUAUUAUGCGAAGGAAAGACUUGAUUUUAAAAACAAAGUUCCAUAUCAAGCACUCCAAGGUAUAAACUGCAAGCUCACUUCUCAGAAGGACCUUGGUGAUUCAGUGUACCAGACUACUUGCGAUGACAACAAGAUUGCCCCUUCAGUCGAAGACAAGGAGUUCAUCAAGAUUAUGGAUGAAGAGUUCUUCAAGGACAAUUCCAACAGUUGGGUAGCUCCAUUACCCUUCCGAGUACCAAGGCUUACUCUCCCUAACAAUCGAGGACAAUCUUUAACCAGAUUUGCUGCACUUAAGAAAACUCUCUGUAACAAACCAGAGAUGCAAGAGCACUUUCUAGCAUUUAUGCAGAAGAUUUUAGAUAACCUUCACGCUGAACCAGCACCAGACCUGUUGCCUAAAUGGGAGAAAUGGAGAAACUCCAUGAAAGUACUGAAAGAACUUAAUAUCCCACGCUGCUAUUCACCCACUUCAACUUCAAGAAGUCUGAGGAAAGAGAUUCACGUCUUUUGCGAUGCAUCUACCGAGGCUAUAGCGGCCGUGGCUUACCUCAAGAUCAUAGAUCCCUCCGGGAGAUCCAAUGUCGGUUUUCUACUAGGAAGAGCCAAGUUAGCUCCAAAACCUGCUCACACUAUUCCAAGAUUAGAAUUGUGUGGCGCAACCCUAGCCGUCGAAGUCGCAGAAUUCCUGCAAAAUGAAAUGGACGCUGAAAUUGAUCAGGUUAAGUACUACACCGACAGCAAGGUCGUACUUGGCUACAUAUGCAACAGCAUAAGGAGGUUCUAUGUGUACGUGGCCAACAGGGUAGAACGAAUAAGGAAAGUCAGUAGACCUGAACAAUGGAACUAUGUCCCGACUGGUUUGAGUCCCGCAGACAUUGCAACAAGGUCAGUGUCAGCAGUUGUCCUCACGCAAACCAUUUGGUUUUCAGGACCCAAGUUUUUAUCGGACCAGUCUUCUACAAACUCAAAAGAAGAUAUCGAUUUCCACCUGGUGGAUCCAGAUACUGAUCCAGAAAUCCGCCCUGAAGUGAUAACAUUGAGUUCCAACAUUUGCUCAAGAAGAAACUUGGAAGCAAGACGCUUUAAACGUUUCUCUUCUUGGAAAAGAUUGGUCAAGAUUAUAGCAAGAUUGAGACAUAUUGCUCAGACUUUCCGCAAGCCCAAUCAGACAUCGUCUUGUCAUGGAUGGCACACUUGCAAGGAGUCACCCAAUGCGUUAGAGUACGAGAACGCAGAAUUGUUCGUCAUAUGUCUUGUGCAAGAAGAAGUCUUUGCAGAAGAGAUUAAAUGCUUGAGAGGCAAUAGACCAGUCUCAAAGAGUAGCCCACUAUUCCAACUGAAUCCAAUAAUCGACAAUGAAGGCAUGCUUCGAGUCGGUGGACGACUAAAUAAGUCAAACCUGCUAAAAGACCAGAAAGCUCACCAUAUCCAGUGGCCAGUUGGACUUAUUACAAAGGCCAUCACCAGUGAUGAUGGAAGAGUCCGAAGUGUGGAAGUCAGGAUCGUUAAGGAUGGGGCUUCAAAAACCUUCCUGAGACCAGUCACAGAGACAGUCCUAAUAAUGCCUGCUUCCAAAAAUUCUGAUUCAGUGUUAUGUGAAGGAGUCACUUAAGACCUUUAAUAUAGCUAGCUUAUAGACUUGAGAAGGCUAGAUAGCAUGUUACUGUAUGCAAUGUUAAUAAUAUGUAAAGAAAACAGAGUAUAGUGGUAUCUCACGAUACCAGGCGGGGAGUGUGCUGUCACGCAGCUUUUACUGUCUAGCAGUUAUUACAUGUUAUGUUAUUAUGUUAUUUGGUAUGAUCCUUACCCCCCUGCUGUU